AUGGCUUCAACAAAAGUAGCACGCUCGUCGACUUCCUCUGUUUCUACUAUUGAUGACGACUAUAUUGAAGGGUCAAUAGUUCGUGUAGCACUCACACACUUUGUGACGUACGAUUCAGUGGAGUUUCGUCCCGGGCCGAAUCUAAACAUGAUAAUUGGACCCAAUGGUACGGGCAAGAGUACUAUUGUGUGUGCUAUUGCUCUUGGACUUGGUGGACACCCUUCGGUACUUGGACGCGCACGAGAGAUCUCAGAUUUCGUGAAACAUGGCGAAGAUCGAGCCGAAAUAGAGAUUGAAUUGAAAUCCUCACCGAAUCUGAUUAUUAAAAGACAUAUUAAGAAGGAGAAUAAUGCUUCAACGUGGAGGGUUAAUGGCGAGAUUGUUACUCAGAAAGAAGUCUUGUCUCGUGUGGGGGCACUUAACAUACAAGUUAAUAAUCUUUGUCAAUUCUUACCACAAGACAAAGUCAGCGAAUUUGCACAGAUGAGUCCGCCAGAACUACUAGUGGAGACGCAGCGUGCAGUAGGUGAUGCACAAUUAGGUCUAUGGCAUGAAAGUUUAAAGAAGUUACGCAAUGAAGAGAAGGAUCUAGCACUGAGUGCCAAAGGGGAUAACGAGCAGGUGGAAAAUUUAGAGAAACGAAAUCAAGUAUUAGAAAGAGACGUAACGCGAUUUCGAGAGCGCGAGUCCAUAAUGCGACGGCGAGAGCUCGAUGCUCAAAUAUAUUCGCUCAAAGAGCGUCGUGAAAAGGUCGACGCGACGUUGCAGAGAUUAAAACGCGAAGACGAUACACUUCGUGCAGAGGAUGAGGAGCUGCGAAGAAAGAAGCAUCUACUAGUCGAAGAAAAAAGGCAAUUAAUGAAAGAGCGAACAGAUUAUGAGCGAGCGAAAGUCAAGCUUCAAACACGUCAGGAAACUUUAGAGUCCGAGAUGGCUCGUCCAAAUUACUUAACGCAAGCUGAAACCCAAUUUCGGACAGUUAUCCAGGAUUUUGGACGACGUCGUUGCAGAUUAGUAAAAGAUUAUCAAGCGGCCAUGCGGGAAAGCUUACGUUUAUUUAAGGAGAAGACGGGGGCAGCUUUCAAGCACAUGCAGGCACAGGCAGAAUUGGUGGCGCUUGCCAGACGUGUAGCAGAGAGAGAUGAUGCUUUGAGGGAAGCACGAGCUAAAUUCAAUGAUGCUGACCGCAAGUUUAACGUCGCCAAGGAUCGCGCAAGACAACUUCUAGAUGAAGCCAAAACGGGCACCGACAACCUAGACGAGAAAACUCGACAAGAGUUCCAAAACGUGGGACGGGAUAUGACGCUUGAAGAGCUUGAGGAUGAAUUAGUUAGCGAACGUGCAAAGGCAGAGUUGUACUUUUCGAUUUCUCCACAUAUCGUUCAACAAUAUAAUCAACGGAAAGCCGAGAUUGAUACGUUGAAAGAGAAACUUUCUAGCAAAGAAUCGCGCUUGGCGGAACUAUCAACUGAAAUGGCCGCAAUACGUAAUGAGUGGGAAUCAAAGUUAAACGAGAUUGUGAAGAAUAUAAGUUCAAAGUUCUCUGAGGCAUUCGAUAAGAUCGGAUGCGCAGGUGAGGUGCGCGUGAGCACACAUGAAGAUUAUGAUAAAUGGGGAAUUGACAUAUUAGUAAAAUUCAGAGAUCACGAGAAACUCCAAGUUUUGACCGGACAAAGACAAUCUGGAGGCGAACGUUCGGUAUCAACCAUUAUGUAUUUGAUGUCUCUACAAGAGCUCGCCAAGGCUCCAUUCCGAGUGGUCGAUGAAAUAAAUCAAGGAAUGGACCCCCGUAAUGAACGUAUGGUUCAUAGUCAGAUGGUGCAGGCCGCGUGCAGACCAAACACGUCACAGUACUUCUUAAUAACGCCCAAACUUCUUCCUGAUCUUGAUUAUGAUGAAAGAAUGAAAAUUCUAUGCAUCUACAAUGGAGAGUGGCUGCCCAAUAAGUUUGAUUGGCAGAAAUAUCUAAAUAAUAAGCAGCAAUCAGGGAAGGAAGCAAAAGGCAGGAAGAGGAAAGCGGAAACUGAAGAGUAA
Messenger RNA from Paraglomus brasilianum, 2034 nucleotides. The record is from the annotation of a GenBank genome assembly. NCBI's taxonomy places the organism in Eukaryota, Fungi, Glomeromycota, Glomeromycetes, Paraglomerales, Paraglomeraceae.